AUGCCGGGCCGCAUCAAUUAUACCACGGGCGUGAUCUAUGGUGUGGUUCAGCGACCAAUAGAUUGGAAAAAUGUAAAAAGAUCGGCCCGCCCCCACAGCACUUGUCGGGAACAAGCGCUCUACCUUUCUCGGGUAACGGUCUGCUCCCACAGUGGGCCGUGCCCGGACAUGGACACCGAUCACACAUUUCAAAUCCACUCGCCAUGUACCAUGCGAUUGUCUAAGAGCGCGAUGUAUUCGCAAUUGAAAACCUUGAGAGGAGAGGAGAAGAGGAUAAGAGAAGAGGAGAAGAGAAGAGGAGAAGAGGAGAAGAGGAGAAGAGGAGAAGAGGAGAAGAGGAGAGAGAAGAUGAGAGGAGGAGAGAGGAGGAGAGGAGAGUGGUGA
This is a messenger RNA of Bacillus rossius redtenbacheri, 384 nucleotides long. RefSeq lists its product as uncharacterized. NCBI's taxonomy places the organism in Eukaryota, Metazoa, Arthropoda, Insecta, Phasmatodea, Bacillidae. The coding region runs from base 1 to 384 and encodes 127 amino acids. The record is from RefSeq and is a predicted model, not a curated record. The transcript has a single exon.